AGUUAGUCUAUGCUUUGGUCUUCUUGUAUAUAGAUGUAUCUGAUUGAAAAAUGGCUGACGGGGGAGAUGCAUUAAAUACGUUAUCAGGAAAAGAGGCUAGAAAUGCCGUCAGCGAUGGUCCAGUUACCGAUCCUGCUUCAAGUACUAAGAGCCUUGAGGCAUCAAAUAAUGCCUUUCACGGCCCGAGAACAAAAUUAGAUUCUAAAUCUGGGGCUUUAAAGAAAUCUAGUCGGUAUCGCAGCCGGUCUUUAUCUGCUAGCAGCACUGACAGUUAUAGUUCUGCAUCUUAUACAGGAAGUUCGUCAGAUGAAGAUGAUGUAUCACCACGUGAGAAAAUUCAAAAGACGGAAAGAGGAUUUACUGACUUUUGUGUGCGGAACAUCAAUCAACAUGCUUUCGGGCGUAGAGAAAUUGAAAUCGCAGAACAAGAAAUGCCAGGAAUCAUGGCACUUCGUAAGCGUGCAGCAGAAGAUAGGCCAUUGAAGAAUGCCAAAAUUGUGGGAUGUACUCAUAUUAAUGCUCAAACAGCAGUUUUGAUUGAAACCUUAGUAGAGCUUGGAGCGCAAGUACGAUGGGCUGCAUGUAAUAUUUAUUCUACACAGAAUGAAGUAGCAGCUGCUUUAGCUCACACUGGAUAUCCAAUUUUUGCUUGGCGGGGUGAAACAGAAGAGGACUUUUGGUGGUGUAUUGAUAAGUGUGUGGCAGCUGAAAAUUGGCAACCAAAUAUGAUAUUGGAUGAUGGAGGAGAUGCCACACAUUUAAUGCUUAAAAAAUACAAUGCUAUGUUUAAAAUGAUUCAAGGUAUUGUCGAAGAAAGUGUUACUGGUGUUCAUAGAUUGUAUCAAUUGUCCAAGGCAGGCAAAUUAUCCGUCCCUGCAAUGAAUGUAAAUGAUAGUGUUACAAAGACCAAAUUUGACAAUCUUUAUAGUUGCCGGGAAAGUAUUAUUGAUAGUUUAAAGAGAUCCACAGACGUUAUGUUUGGAGGAAAACAAGUUGUAAUUUGUGGUUAUGGAGAAGUUGGCAAAGGAUGUUGUCAAGCUCUUAAAGGAUUGGGUUGUAUUGUAUACAUUACUGAAAUUGAUCCAAUUUGUGCAUUGCAAGCUAGUAUGGAUGGAUUUAGAGUAAUGAAAUUAAAUGAAGUGAUUAGAAAUGUUGAUAUUGUUAUUACUGCAACAGGCAACAAAAAUGUAGUCACUCGGGAACACAUGGAUAAGAUGAAAAAUGGAUGCGUAGUAUGCAAUAUGGGACAUAGUAAUACAGAAAUAGAUAUUAACAGUUUACGCACCCCUGAUUUAACUUGGGAAAAAGUAAGAUCUCAAGUGGACCAUGUAAUCUGGCCAGAUGGAAAGCGUAUCGUCCUCCUAGCGGAAGGUCGUUUGGUCAACUUGUCUUGUUCCAGCAUUCCUUCUUUUGUAGUCUCCAUUACAGCUGCUACACAAGCAUUGGCUCUCAUCGAACUAUUUAAUGCUCCGCCAGGACGUUAUAAGAGUGAUGUUUACUUGCUUCCUAAAAAAAUGGAUGAAUACGUCGCUUCAUUACACUUACCAACAUUCGAUGCACAUUUAACAGAAUUGACAGAUGAACAAGCAAAAUACAUGGGUUUGAAUAAGGCUGGACCUUUCAAGCCCAGUUAUUACCGCUACUAAAAAUGAAUUAGAAAUUUCUCUUUGGAAAAUACGUGCAGUAUUUACUAUUUAAGAAAUUAGUCUUAAAGUUACUGAAACUAUCUUCUUUUACUGUUUUUAAUUUUGCUUAAUUUAAUAUGGAGAAGGUUCACGUUGUCUAACAAUACACUAUAGUGUAAAUUUUUCUUUACAAAUGAACACAAAUUUUCAAUGUACAUUGUAAAAUUAUUGUAAAGG
This is a messenger RNA of Polistes dominula (European paper wasp), 1862 nucleotides long. RefSeq names its product adenosylhomocysteinase-like 1. Gene Ontology annotation, cellular component: cytosol. Gene Ontology annotation, biological process: L-methionine cycle. The record is from RefSeq and is a predicted model, not a curated record. NCBI's taxonomy places the organism in Eukaryota, Metazoa, Arthropoda, Insecta, Hymenoptera, Vespidae.